Drosophila takahashii is the source of this 635-nucleotide messenger RNA. RefSeq names its product Ribosomal protein S10a (gene RpS10a). The record is from RefSeq and is a predicted model, not a curated record. Lineage: Eukaryota; Metazoa; Arthropoda; Insecta; Diptera; Drosophilidae. Gene Ontology annotation, molecular function: RNA binding; structural constituent of ribosome. Gene Ontology annotation, cellular component: cytosolic small ribosomal subunit.
CACAUUAAUUCAAGUUUCCUUCUUUUUCCUGUGACAUUUCAUCGAGUUAAGUUUGCUUUUCCGAAACUUUUCGUUUAAUUUCAACCAAAUAAGUCUAAGAUGUUCAUUCCAAAGGCCAACCGUGUCGCCAUCUACGAGUACCUCUUCAAGGAGGGCGUGAUCGUGGCCAAGAAGGACACCCGCGUCCUGAUGCACCCGGAUCUGGAGACGGUCACCAAUCUGCAAGUCAUCAAGGCGCUGCAGUCGCUCCAUUCGCGCGGCCUGGUCAAGGAGCAGUUCGCCUGGCGGCACUUCUACUGGUGCCUGACCAACGAGGGAAUCGAGGAGCUGCGCAACUACCUCCAUUUGCCGCCCGAGAUAGUGCCCUCCACUCUGACGCGUCCCUCUCGCUCCGACGCGGUGCGUCCGCGUCCGGGAGCUGGAGGACCUCGAGGCGGGGGCUUCGGAGGACCCUCCAAGACCGACGAGGACAGAUCGACCUACAGACGUGCUCCACGCGAUGGUGAUUUCGACAAGAAGGGCGAUGUGGGACCAGGAUCCGGUCGCGUCGAAUACCGCGGAGGCUUUGGACGCGGCUCUCGCUACUAAGGCAUUUUGAAAAAUAAAUCAAAUUAAUUGGGAUGAAAUAAUCCUCU